This is a messenger RNA of Pteropus alecto (black flying fox), 5339 nucleotides long. It is a transcript of the gene NR4A2, whose product is annotated as nuclear receptor subfamily 4 group A member 2. Gene Ontology annotation, molecular function: RNA polymerase II cis-regulatory region sequence-specific DNA binding; nuclear receptor activity; zinc ion binding. The transcript has 8 exons. The coding region runs from base 2204 to 4000 and encodes 598 amino acids. Gene Ontology annotation, biological process: dopaminergic neuron differentiation; regulation of transcription by RNA polymerase II; central nervous system neuron differentiation. Lineage: Eukaryota; Metazoa; Chordata; Mammalia; Chiroptera; Pteropodidae. The record is from RefSeq and is a predicted model, not a curated record. Gene Ontology annotation, cellular component: transcription regulator complex; nucleus.
CGCGCACACACUUCCUGGUUUUAUUUUUUCUCGCGUCCGCUAGGGCACGCUGAGCGGCGGAGGCGGCAGCAGCAGCAGCAGCAGCAGCAGCGGCAGUCGCAACAUCUGGGGGAAACUUAAGGUGGUCACGCAGGUUUUCCCGAAGCUGCCGCGCAGAGGAACUUGUGGCUUCCCGGGCAGCAGCAGGGCAACUGAUGUCUACGCCUCUCCUGCCACUGGGGAACAGGAGGCGGCGGGGAGCGGAAAGAGGCGGGGUUGUUGAUUAGAGUUGAGCUCUUCGGUCCGUGGAUAGUUCCACCGCGCUUUCAGCUUUUACAGGAUGGGGGUGGGGAGGUUGUCAAAGGCGCCCCGGUGGCCUGGAAGCGAGCCCCGCUGUGGGAGGCGAGGAGGCUGGAACUCUGCGGGCAGAGAGGGGAGACGCCCCUGAACCCUCCCUCCCCUCUUCCCCGCCUCUCCUAGCCCCAAGGGAGAAGCCCUCAGAGACCCUCCCAGCUCAGGCCGUGGCACCGGCAAGGGGGUCCGCUCCUGAGAGAAGCAGCGUUUCCUUUGCUAGAAAGCUCCUCUCGCCCUCAGCGUGGCGGGUGGAUUGACUUGCCAAGCGGAAUGUGCGGCUACUCGCAGGGCCGCGGGCGUGCGGCACGCUCCCACAGCCCGCCAGGGCCGAUCUCCUGGUAGGGCUGGACGCUCACACUUGAUGCUCACCUGAGCUACUCUACCUUCUUCUCCCCAUGUUUUGUCUUCAGUUGGAGGCUAUGAGAGCCCUUGUGCUUCAGAGGAGGGUCGACUUAUUUCCCUAAAACUCGUGGGAGGAUAGGAGUUAGUGGUGGGCACAGAGGAGUGUCGAAAGUAUUAGAGUUGGCAAAAGGUGAAAUUAGAUAACCUUUCUGCAGAAGGCGCACCUGUUGCCGACUGCUUGGCUGCAUUGUCUGCAAAAGAAAAGUGGAUGACUCCUCACUUUGACUUUUGGGGUCCCAUAAGGGCUGGAUUGUUGCCUAACCCCUCCCGUUCCCUCUCCUCCCUUCCCCACGCACCACGUUUUCCCUCGCACGUGAGCACUGAAAGGAAAGGAACACAGAAAAUAGCCCCUGCCCAUUGCCUUCCACCUUGGACUGUGUGUGUGUGUGUGUGUGUGUGUGUGUGUGUGUACGAGGGAGGGAGGGAGAGAGAGAGAGAGAGAGAAGAGAGAAGAGAGAAGAGAGAGAGAAUAUGAAUAUGCAGGUGACGGCGGCCAGGGACAGGGAAAGGGAGAAGAGGGGAAUGCUGCACGGAUCUAGGGAAAUCCCAACCCGACUGCCUGAGCCCUCUGAGUAUCUCAUGUCAUGGGACUUCUGUACGCGCUUCCGCUAAUGGGGGUGACGACUGUGGGUGGGUGAGGUUAGGGCGCUGCCAGGCACACCCCAUCCCGUGCGAUUCUAGGUGCUGGCUACCUGGCUUACCACAGGGUUCCCUGCGCUCUGGCUUUUGUUGCACCCUCCCCCACGUGUGAGCGGUUGGGCGGAGCGGUGGCUAGGGGGGUUGGGGGAGGUGGGUGAGAUGUUGCGGCUCUGUGAGCUGAGAGGACCUAACUGGAGAGGUCACACUUCUUUCGGAAAAAAAAAAAAAAAAGAAGAAGAAGAAGAAGAAGAAGAAAAGAAAACCAAGCUGACUACCAAGGUGAACCCAGAAUGGUUCCCACCUUAAAAUCGGCCCUGCUCGUGACGUCAGGUCGGAAAUAUACCAAAGCGAGCGCCGGCCAGGAGUCUGGGGAGCGCGGCAGCGCGGUGAUUGGGCGGCGGGCCGCUGACGCGCGCUGACGCGCGGAGACUUUAGGUGCAUGUUGGCAGCAGCAGUGCGAGCCACAUAAACAAAGGCACAUUGGCGGCCAGGGCCAGUCCGCCCGGCGGCUCGUUCACGGCUCCGCAGUCCCGCUCGCCAGCCCAGCCUGCCGGCCGCCUUCCCCUGCUCCUUUCCGGCUCUCGGCCUCUGGGAUCUCUUCGUCCCUCUCGCCCGCCCCUCCCUGACCCUGAACCCGGGCAUCCAGAGGGAACUACACUUCGGCCGAGUUGAAUGAAUGAAGAGAGACGCUGUGAACUCCUAAGGAGGAGAUUUGACAGGCUGGACUCCUCUUUGCUUUUCUAAAAAUCUUGGGAACUUUGUCCUUCAUUGAAUUACGACACUGUCCACCUUUAAUUUCUUUGAAAACGCCUGUAACUCGGCUGAAGCCAUGCCUUGUGUUCAGGCGCAGUAUGGGUCCUCGCCUCAAGGAGCCAGCCCCGCUUCUCAGAGCUACAGUUACCACUCUUCGGGAGAAUACAGCUCCGAUUUCUUAACUCCAGAGUUUGUCAAGUUUAGCAUGGACCUCACCAACACUGAAAUCACUGCCACCACUUCUCUCCCCAGCUUCAGUACCUUUAUGGACAACUACAGCACAGGCUACGACGUCAAGCCACCUUGCUUGUACCAAAUGCCCCUGUCCGGACAGCAGUCCUCCAUUAAGGUAGAAGACAUUCAGAUGCACAACUACCAGCAACACAGCCACCUGCCCCCCCAGUCGGAGGAGAUGAUGCCGCACUCCGGGUCGGUUUACUACAAGCCCUCCUCGCCCCCGACGCCCACCACCCCGGGCUUCCAGGUGCAGCACAGCCCCAUGUGGGACGACCCAGGCUCCCUCCACAACUUCCACCAGAACUACGUGGCCACCACGCACAUGAUCGAGCAGAGGAAAACGCCCGUCUCCCGCCUGUCCCUCUUCUCCUUUAAGCAGUCACCCCCCGGCACUCCCGUGUCUAGCUGCCAGAUGCGCUUCGACGGGCCCCUGCACGUCCCCAUGAACCCGGAGCCAGCGGGCAGCCACCACGUGGUGGACGGGCAGACCUUCGCUGUGCCCAACCCCAUCCGAAAGCCCGCGUCCAUGGGCUUCCCGGGCCUGCAGAUCGGCCACGCAUCGCAGCUGCUCGACACGCAGGUGCCCUCGCCGCCGUCGCGGGGUUCCCCCUCCAACGAGGGGCUGUGCGCCGUGUGCGGUGACAACGCGGCCUGCCAGCACUACGGAGUGCGCACCUGUGAGGGCUGCAAAGGUUUCUUUAAGCGCACGGUGCAAAAAAACGCGAAAUACGUGUGUUUAGCAAAUAAAAACUGCCCAGUGGACAAGCGGCGCCGGAAUCGCUGUCAGUAUUGUCGAUUUCAGAAGUGCCUGGCUGUUGGGAUGGUCAAAGAAGUGGUUCGCACGGACAGUUUAAAAGGCAGGAGAGGUCGUUUACCCUCGAAACCGAAGAGCCCACAGGAGCCCUCUCCCCCCUCGCCCCCGGUGAGUCUGAUCAGUGCCCUCGUCAGGGCCCAUGUCGACUCCAACCCGGCUAUGACCAGCCUGGACUAUUCCAGGUUCCAGGCGAACCCUGACUAUCAGAUGAGUGGAGAUGACACCCAGCAUAUCCAACAAUUCUAUGAUCUCCUGACUGGCUCCAUGGAGAUCAUCAGGGGCUGGGCCGAGAAGAUUCCUGGCUUCGCUGACCUGCCCAAAGCCGACCAGGACUUGCUUUUUGAAUCAGCUUUCUUAGAACUGUUUGUGCUGCGAUUAGCUUACAGGUCCAACCCAGUGGAGGGUAAACUCAUCUUUUGCAAUGGGGUGGUCUUGCACAGGUUGCAAUGUGUUCGUGGCUUUGGGGAAUGGAUUGAUUCCAUUGUUGAAUUCUCAUCCAACUUGCAGAAUAUGAACAUUGACAUUUCUGCCUUCUCCUGCAUUGCUGCCCUGGCUAUGGUCACAGAGAGACACGGGCUGAAGGAACCCAAGAGAGUGGAAGAACUGCAAAACAAGAUUGUAAAUUGUCUCAAAGACCAUGUGACUUUCAAUAAUGGGGGUUUGAACCGCCCCAACUAUUUGUCCAAACUGUUGGGGAAGCUCCCAGAACUCCGUACCCUUUGCACACAGGGGCUACAGCGCAUUUUCUACUUGAAACUGGAAGACUUGGUGCCACCGCCAGCAAUAAUUGACAAACUUUUUCUGGACACUUUACCUUUCUAAGACCUCCUCCCAAGCACUUCAAAGGAACUGGAAAGAAACCUAAAACUGUCCGGAGGGGCAAGUCACAAGGGCAGAGAUAUCUCCCAGAGCUCCCUCAGGUCUAGCCGGCCCCCACCCCUUCCAUAACACCCCUAAACCCUUGAUUCCUAAAGAAAAACAAAACAAACAAACAAAAAAUACUGUUGCUAUUUCCUAACCUACAGGCAGAACCUGAAAGAGCAUUUUGGCUCGGGGCACCCUGGAUUUAGAACAUGGACUACACACAAUACAGUGGUAUAAACUUUUUAUUAUCAGUUUAAAAAUCAGUUUAAUGUUCAGAAGAAAGAUUCCUAAUGUAUGAUGGGAAAUGUUUGGCCACGUUUGGUAGUUGCAGUUAAGACAAAUGUAACACACACACAUACACACACAUACACACACAUACACACACACCAUAAGGGGACCCACAGGUAUUGCCCUUUAAAAGACUUCAAAGUUUUCUGCUGUAAAGAAAGCUGUAAUAUAUAGUAAAACUAAAUGUUGCGUGGGUGGCAUGAGUUGAAGAAGGCAAAGGCUUGUAAAUUUACCCAAUGCAGUUUGGCUUUUUAAAUUAUUUUGUGCCUAUUUAUGAAUAAAUAUUACAAAUUCUAAAAGAUAAGUGUGUUUGCGCAAAAAAUAAAUAAAUAAAUAAAUAAAAAUAACUAAACAAAAAAGGGACCAGCAUGUUGAUUCUAGGUUGAAAAUGUUAUAGGCACUUGCUACUUCAGUAAUGUCUAUAUUAUAUAAAUAGUAUUUCAGACACUAUGUAGUCUGUUAGAUUUUAUAAAGAUUGGUAGUUACCUGAGCUUAAACAUUUUCUCAAUUGUAAAAUAGGUGGGCACAAGUAUUACACAUCAGAAAAUCCUGACAAAAAAGGGACACAUAGUGUUUGUAACACCGUCCAACAUUCCUUGUUUGUAAGUGUUGUAUGUACCGUUGAUGUUGAUAAAAGAAAAUUUAUAUCUUGAUUAUUUUGUUGUCUAAAGCUAAACAAAACUUGCAUGCAGCAGCUUUUGACUGUUUCCAGAGUGCUUAUAAUAUACAUAACUCCCUGGAAAUUACUGAGCACUUUGAAUUUUUUUUUUUUUUUAAUGUCUAAAAUUGUCAGUUAAUAUAUUAUUUUAUGUUUGAGUAAGAAUUUUAAUAUUGCCAUAUUCUGUAGUAUUUUUCUUUGUAUAUUUCCAGUAUGGCACAUGAUAUGAGUCACUGCCUUUUUUUAUGGUGUAUGACAGUUAGAGAUGCUGAUUUUUCUUUUCUGAUAAAUUCUUUCUUUGAGAAAGACAAUUUUAAUGUUUACAACAAUAAACUAUGUAAAUGAACAGAA